Molecule: messenger RNA, 2250 nt
Organism: Tachysurus fulvidraco (yellow catfish)
Lineage: Eukaryota; Metazoa; Chordata; Actinopteri; Siluriformes; Bagridae
Gene: lasp1
Product: LIM and SH3 protein 1
Exons: 7
Coding region: 208-939 (243 amino acids)
Cellular component (GO): focal adhesion
Molecular function (GO): actin filament binding
Source: RefSeq, a predicted model, not a curated record
UGCGCGGGAACGCGGAGCGCAGGAUAGAGCAGUGUCGUGCCCGCGCUUCCGCGCGAGUCUUCUCGUUCGGUGACAGACAGCGGUGCAAAACAUCUCAAGCCGCCGCCUGCACUGGAUAUUUUGCUCACAUACAAUCACGAAGCAUUAACCUCGGGACUCUUUUCUAAUCCUUUUUCAUCUCAUCUGUCGCUCUAGGAUUGUUUAAAAAUGAAUCCGCUGUGUAGUAGAUGUAACCGAGUCGUGUAUCCAACGGAAAAAGUGAAUUGUCUUGACAAGUUCUGGCAUAAAGGAUGUUUCAGCUGUGAGGUAUGCAAGAUGACUCUAAACAUGAAGAACUACAAAGGUUUUGAUAAGAAACCAUACUGCAAUGCACACUACCCAAAAACGUCAUUCACGAGUGUUGCUGACACUCCAGAGAACCUACGUCUGAAACAGCAGAGCAAGAUGCAAAGCCAGGUGCUCUACAAGGAGGAGUUUGAGAAAAACAAGGGAAAGGGCUUCAGUGUUGUAGCCGACACACCAGAAUUGCAGAGAAUUAAGAAAACACAAGAUCAGAUCAGCAACGUAGGUCCCAGGCAACACAUCUCCCCUAAUAUUAAAUAUCAUGAGGAUUUUGAGAAGAGUAAAAUGGGAGGAGAAGUUCACCAUCCACCACCGCAACAAAGCACAACUCCAGUAUAUCAACCCCCAACUGCAUCACAGAACUACCAUUAUGAGCCAGAACCUGUGCGCCAAGCUGCCGCAGCUCCUCCGCCUAGUUCUGGGAAACGUUACCGGGCAGUGUAUGACUACACUGCAGCUGACGAGGAUGAAGUGUCGUUUCUCGAUGGGGAUGUGAUAGUAGAUGUUCAGCCAAUUGAUGAAGGAUGGAUGUAUGGAAGAGUAGAGCGUACUGGUCAGCAGGGCAUGCUGCCUGCUAACUAUGUGGAGGCCAUAUGAGAAAGUAAACAAGAAAGUGAUGGAGGGAGAUGGAGAAAGAGGGAAUGAGAGAGAUGGAGAGAAAUGGAUAACAGGAGGCCCAGUGCCAUUCCAUAUUUUAAGAGCUAUUUUCUUUUUCUUUCUUUGUGCUUUCUUAUUACUGCGCCUAUGCCGAUAACUCAUGCAAAACACAUGCAUACAAAAAUGCACUCACACAAUUAUAUAGUGUAGACAUACAUACACAUUGUGUAUAAUCAUGUCUUGCUCUACCUGCACUGUUUCUCUCUGCUCCCUCUUAGAUCUUGCUGUUUGACCGUCUACCUUGUCUUGUUUUUCAGUCUUGGAGAGGUGCUGUCACAAGUGGCACUUAACAGUUUAAUGAUACACAUACAGCCAAACAGACCUCUGAAAUUUUUUUCAAGGCUGCUUUAUAGCACUUCGUGAACAGACAGCCCUAGCCAUGUCAAUCAUUCCGCAUUUGCCAUGACAAUGAGAACCUGUUUUCCUUUCUGACCUUUUUUUUGCAGCCUGUCGCUAGUUGUACCUAUCAUUCUAGACCAUGUGGCAUCUCAAUGGUUGUGCAGUAGUAAUGAUGCUUGAACAUGAGACUUCUGAUCAUUCCAUUUGUUCAACUUGAGUCUUAAAUCGUAUCCAUCAGACCUCAUGGGUAUUGUAGUGAAACUGGAAUACAUGUAUAUAAAAAGAUCCUCUUACCGUGGCAUCGGUUUGUGUAUGGGUGUAGUGUGACUGACACUGCUCGCAAGGCAGUGUUUCAUCGUCUUCAUAUGUAACACUUCAUCUCUGUGCUUUCAUAUAAAACAUACAUGUUCUAGUCUCUUUUUUUGUUGCACACUUACUGCGAAAGUUAAAGUGGUAUUCUCUGCUCUUCAUUAAAGAAAAAAGUAGACCCAUAGCACUCACCACUUACCUGAGAGCAGAACUGGAUAAGCAGUGAAAGGGAAAGAGGAAGCACAAUUCUGUGGACCAUUUUAGUGUGUUUUUGUCUUGACACCGAUUAAGCCUAGUCCUGGACUAAAUAUCACUGUUAACCUCCUUGUGAAAAAUGCUUUAGAGUUGUAGACUAAGCUAAAUCUGUGCCUAAGAACUAUUCCUGUAUGUUUUAACUCUUUUAGUUUUGUUCAGAAACAUUCCGUGUGCAUUGUAUGAUGAUGUAUCUCAGCAUGUAUCUCUGCACUAUUCUUUAUGAAGUUAUUGUUUUUUUCCCUCUCAUCCUUUGCUUAUUCUCAUUACCUUGUUCUUAUUGUAUGAGCCAGAUUUGUAAUGUCAGUUAAUCAAUAUCAGUGGAAUAAAACAGAUUUAUUUGUAUAUCAA